Molecule: messenger RNA, 8533 nt
Organism: Paramisgurnus dabryanus
Lineage: Eukaryota; Metazoa; Chordata; Actinopteri; Cypriniformes; Cobitidae
Source: RefSeq, a predicted model, not a curated record
AAAAAUGCAGGACUUAAUAUGAGUGUCUAGAGCAUGAAACCUAAUUAAACAUGAUGGAUGUUGAUGCAGAUGUUGCUGUUGUUGGCAUUGGAUGCCAUUUCCCUGGAGGUGAAGGACUUGAAAACUUCUGGCAGGUUCUUCUUCAUGGAAAGAACUGUGCUGUCCAAAUACCAAAUGAAAGAUUUGACAUCUCUCAAUGGUACGAUUCAGAUGACAGUAAAGCAGGAAAGACAUAUACAGCAAAAGCGGCACUCAUUGAUGGUUUAAAUGAGUUUGACCACAAAUUCUUUGGUGUCACUGAUGCUGAAUCGACGAACAUGGAUCCUCAGCACAAACUUUUGCUUCAGUGCACCUACAGAGCCCUAGAGGAUGCUGGGAUACCAAUGGAAAAGGCCAGUGGAACAAGAACAGGAGUGUUUUUAGGUCUAAUGAACAGGGACUUUGAGUUGGCCUCAAUAAGAAACAGCCCAAAAAACAUCGACCACACCUAUAGUACUGGCACAGCUAUGAGCAUAGCUGCCAACCGCAUCUCCUACAUAUUUAACUUUACUGGUCCCUCAUUAUCCAUUGACUGUGCCUGCUCCUCAUCACUGGUUGCCCUUCACUUUGCUUGCCAAGCCAUGAAACAAGGUGACUGCGAAAUGGCUGUGUGUGGGGGUGUGACUUGUAUACUGGAGCCUACAGUCUUUGUGGCUCUCUCCAAGGCAAAGAUGAUCUCCCCCGAAGGCACCAGUAAACCUUUCAGUAGCAAAGCAGAUGGAUAUGGGAGAGGUGAAGGCUGUGGUGUUGUUCUGCUGAAGCCUUUAAGAAAAGCUCUCCAAGACCAUGAUCAUAUUUGGGGCAUCAUUAGCAAAACGGCAGUAAAUCAAGAUGGCCACACUGUUAGCCCAAUCACCAAACCAUCUAUGGUACAGCAGGAGGAGCUGCUCAGAAAAAUCUACUCAACAGACACUGACCUGACUAGUGUACAGUACGUUGAGGCUCAUGGGACAGGGACUCCAGUUGGAGAUCCAAUAGAGGCAGGUAGUAUUUCAAAAGUCAUUGCCAGAGCAAGACCUCGUGAAUCUGGACCACUCCUCAUUGGUUCUGUAAAGAGCAACAUUGGACACACAGAAUCUGCAGCAGGUGUUGCCGGGCUCAUAAAGAUUCUUUUGAUGAUGAAGCAUGAAACCUUUGUACCAUCAGUGUUCUACUCAGAAGAAAACUCCAGCAUAGACACAAAAUCUCUCAAUCUAAGAAUCCCCACUUUAACAGAGAAAUGGGUCAGUAUUCAUAAUGCUGUGAGAACUGCUGGAGUCAAUAAUUUUGGGUUCGGUGGAACAAAUGCACAUGCAAUUAUCAGACAGUAUGUUCAGCCAAAAAAAACAACAGCUCAGAUCAGUAAAACACAUCAGUUCUUUGUGCUCUCUGCAGCCUCAGAAAAGUCCAUAAAACAUUUAACUGAAGAUACUGCAAAGCAGAUUAGUGCUGGGACAAUAUCAGAUCUACAAUCUUUACUGUACACAUCUGCUUGUAGAAGAAGUCACAUGAAACACAAGUACAGGAAAGUAUUUCAGACAUCAUCUCUGACAGACCUGAAAGCAACACUUACUGCUUUUCUACAGAAAAAGGUUGAACCAUCAAAGACAGACUCCAAGUUAGUUUUUGUGUUUUGUGGGAAUGGUGUAACUUACCGUGGUAUGUGCAGACACCUUCUAAACAAGGAGUCGGUUUUCAGGGAAGUCAUCAUGAAGAUUGAAACUCUAAUGCAAAACUAUACAAAUCUGAACCUAUUAGAGAAGUUGGAAAGUGAAUCUGAUGAUUUUUCUGACCCAAAAGUUGUCCAGCCUCUCCUGUUUGCUAUUCAAGUUGCUGUUGCCAGCCUUCUGAAGCACUGGGGUGUCAGUCCUGAUGUUGUUCUUGGGCACUCCAUUGGAGAGGUCGCUGCAGCUCAUUGUUCUGGUUUGUUGUCACUUGAAGAUGCAGUAAAAAUAAUCCACUAUCGGAGUUUAUUGCAAAGCACUGUGACAGGAGGGAAGAUGUUGGCUGUCAGUAAUAUGGCUGUAUCUGAAAUCUUAAAAGUCCUUCCAUCUUAUUCAGGAAAGGUUUGUCUGGCUGCUUACAACAGUCCACAGUCAUGCACUCUCUCAGGAGAUGCAGAUGAUAUUGACAGAUUGCAUCAAAAUUUGAGCAUCUCAGCCAGAGGAAAAGAUCUUUUUCUCAGAAUUCUGGAUGUACCUGCUGCAUAUCAUAGCCACAAGAUGGAUCCCAUUGUAUCCAGAGUUAAAGAGAAUAUAGGCUUUUUACAGAGACACAGUAUGGUGGCAGAUUUGUUUUCAACAGUGACAGGUGAAAGUCCGUGCUCCUCAGAUUUUACUACUGGUGAAUACUGGGCGAGAAAUAUCAGAGAGCCAGUUGCAUUUGAACAAGCGGUUAGGUCAGCAGCUAAAAACAAGAGGAAUGUAAUCUUUGUUGAGAUUGGCCCAAGAAGAUCUUUGCAGAGGUACAUCACAGAGACUUUGGGAAAUGACAUCACUGUGCUUCCCUCAGUGCAGCCAGAAAAAGACCAUGAGACAGCCCUAGCUACUGUAUUUAAAUUGUUUGAACAUGGAGUAAAAGUGGACUGGGAAAUGUUCUACAAAGGUUUUGAGACUGAACCAAUUCCCUACCCAUGGUAUCAGUUUGAUAAUGUUAAGAAAAUCAUUGCACCACAUUUGCAGUUGGCUGGUCCUACAAGCAAUCACCCAGUAAUUACACAAAACAGUACAGACAGUUCUGUGUUUAGCUGUGAUCUAUCAUCUGACUCAGUAGCCUUCCUGCAAGACCACAAACAUAAUGGUGUUGCCAUACUCCCAGGGGCAUUUUAUGCUGAGUUGGGCCUAGCAGCUUUCAUGGAAUAUGCGAAGCCCAAGGUCCCACUUAGUUCUCUGCAGCUCAAAAUUACAUUCCAGAGUCCUUUUCUUUUCACCCAGAAUGCUCCAGACUUGAAAGUACAACUGAAUCCAUCAGACAAUUUACCAGAGAACAUGUGCAAUUUCAAAAUACAGUCUACUUCUGCAGUCUAUGCAAGUGGAACAGUUGAAGCGAAACUAGGUAGAAUCCCUGAAGAAGAAUCAAUUUCUUUGGACUGUAUAUUCAAAAGAUCUAAAAAUCUUGUGACAAAUGAAGAGUUCUACAAACAUCUCAGUAAGACAGGAUUCGACUAUGGCCGUGUCUUCAGAAAUGAGGCAGAUGUUUAUUGUGGGGAAGAGUUUAAAGAAUGUAUAUCUGUUGUGAGCGUCCCAAAUGAAUUACUGCCUCACUUACAUGACUAUUAUAUUCACCCAGUUGUCCUAGAUUAUGUCAUGCAACUUAUUCUUACAACUACGAUUCAUGACCUUUCAUCAAGACCUCAAUUUCCUACACAAAUAGGUAGCUUGACUGUAUUUGAACCACUGCAAGAGGAGAUGUUUGUGUAUUUGAAAGCAGUACAUGUGGAAGAAGAUGGUUUUGAAAUUUGUGGCUGCUUAACCAACAAACAGGGAAAGGUUUUGGUUGAGCUCAGGAAUGUGCAGAUCAGAAAGCUAGGCAGUCGCAGUCGGGUAGUUGAAGAAUACUUCUACCACAACAGCUUCAGUAUCAUCUCUGAAGAUGCCACACUGGAUACAUCAAUCAAGGCACUGGUCUUUACUGAUGAAUUAGGAAUUUCUAAAAGUUUGCAAAAAUACUUGCACCCAGCAUCUAAAUAUAUAAGUUCUUCACAAAGCAAAACACUCCUGGAAUGUGGACUUAACCCUGUUUUGUCCAAUCUGAAAAUUUCACGUGUACAGAAAAACUUCCAGGAAAUUUUGUUUAUUUGGGGUGAUGCAGAUCUAACCUCUUGCAAAUCGGAGAUUAUCUUGGACAGUAUAGCAGCAUGUUGUGAGAUUUUCAGAAGGAUCAUUGCGUAUCUUAAAGCAGAUAAUUUUCCAGGUGCUAUCAGAGUAAUAACCUAUAGGUCCUCUGAAGGCCUAGUGGACCACAUCAGUUCUGGGUUUGUGUUGCUGGGCAUGACAAGAGCAUGUGCAGCUGAGCUGUCAGAACUCUCCUUUCAACUGAUUGACAUGGACUCUGUCUCCUCUAAAGACAUCAGAGCUUUGGUUCAGGUCCUCAGUUCAUACCCCUGUAGCAAAUAUCCAGAGCUGGUGGUGCAGCAUGGUAAGAUUCUGAAACCCGAAAUCACCCGCACACCGUUGCCAAACACGGAAAGCCCUAAACAAAGCAUUCAUAUGUUGCAUGAUGAAACCUUUAUCUUGCAAACAUCUGAUCCAUAUGAAAUGACAAAUAUAUCAGCAAUUCAAGUGGAUAAUUCCAUUGAACCAAUUUCUGGGAAACAUAUUGAGGUUCAACUAAGUAAAACUUGUGUGCAUUCAUCAGACUACUUUCCGCUCAGCAUCUCUGACUUCACUUAUGGUCAGACAAUGUAUUGGAACAAACACACGACUCAAAACCAUAAGAUUUUAGCUCUAGAUUUCAGUGGGGUUGUCACAGGUGUGGGAAAAUAUGUCAGGAAACUAAAGGUUGGGGACGAUAUUGUGUGUUGUUUUCCUGUGACUGCAAGCUCCAAACUUGUUCUCCCAGCAGCUGUUUGCUACAAAGCAAAAAAACUUUCAUUCCUGAAGGACACCCCCUGUGUCUCCUUUAUGGUACUGGCCUGGGAGAUCUUGCAUGAGGUUUUACCCAAAGUCAAACAAAGGAAACUGGGAAUUUUCUCAACUGUUCAUGACUCAUCUCUGAUAAAGGUGUUAACAGCUAUUGCACACAGAUCAGGUUGGACUGUCAAAGUAUGCACACAGGCAGAUCAGCUUGCAUCUGAUUUCAGAGAGGUUGAAGGAGCCGUCCUCAUUCCUCCAUAUGAUAAGGAGAUAAUUGAAACGGUUAACAAUGUCACUGUCAUCAAAGAUGUUGUUCUUGUCUAUGAUAACCAGCCAAAUCUACCAGUAGAUCCAAAAACUUUCAGAGUUUUAAAUGAAGUCCACAUUCAUUAUCUUUUCAUGUCCCGAAUAAUGCAGCAAUGGUAUUUGCAGGUACAGAUGCCACAAAUCUACCACUGGCUGAAAUCUAUGCAUUUGGACAGAAAGUCCUUGUCUUUGGACACAACAGCAUUUCAAAAAGUGAAAUCUCAUGACAUUGAUCUUUUCUCUAUGAAAGAAUCUGAAUCAUACUUCACACACCAGAUUCUGCCCAUUAUAACUCUGGAUAAUGAUGCUAAGAACCAGCUGUCAGACAUUACAGUGUUGCCCAAACAGAGUCUUUUCCAGAAAGGAUCUGUCUAUAUUGUCACAGGUGGCCUUACAGGGCUUGGAUUUGAGACAGUGAAGUUCAUUGCUCAGAAAGGAGGAGGGAACAUUGUCAUUUUUUCUAGGAGUAAUCCAAACCCACAGAUUCAGCAAGAGAUACAGAAUAUCAGUAAUAAUUAUGGCUCUGUCAUUAAGUGUCUACAGUGUGAUGUUUCCCUAUCAGAGCAAGUACAACAGACAAUUGUUCAGAUUGGAAAACUUUUUCCAUCCAGUCCAAUCAGAGGAGUCUUUCACAGUGCAGUUGUCCUCCACGAUGGGCUCAUUGAAAGUCUUGACAAAUCUCUUUAUGUGAAAGUAAUGAGACCAAAAGUGAACGGAGUGAUUAACCUUCACAAUGCUACUAAACACUGCAAUCUGGAUUACUUUGUGUGUUAUUCCUCCAUCUCUGCCUUUAUUGGUAAUGCAUCCCAGACAAACUAUGCAGCUGCUAAUUCAUUCAUGGACACCUUUUGCCAGUACCGAAGAAACAUUGGACUUCCAGGACAGUCGAUCAACUGGGGGGCUUUGAAUCUUGGCCUUCUGUUCAACAAAGUGCAUCUUCAAAAAUUUCUGGAGGCAAGGGGAAUCAUGCUUAUGGAGACUCCAGAAAUUCAUGAAAGUCUUGUGCAAUGUCUUUUGAUCAACAAGCCUCAACAAGCUGUAUGCAAAUUUGAUUUCAAAAGCUACCAGAAUAACGUCCUCAAUCAAAACAAGUCAUUGAAAAUGCGGCUGUCCAAACUAAUAGAUGAAGCCAUUAGUAAAGAUAAAGUGAACUUAUCUGGACCUGAGCAAUCCACACCAUCCUCUCCGCAAGGGUAUAUAAGGUCAAUGAUUAGUGAAACAAUUGGUGUUGACUUGGAUGAGCUGAAUGAUGAUGUUCAUCUUGUCGAUUUGGGUGUUGAUUCAAUGCUAGCAAUGACUCUGCAGAAUCUUAUCUUCAUUGAUAAAGCUGUUAAUGUCCCUCUGGUCACUCUACUAGAUCCAAAUAGUACACUGUUAACGCUCAUCAGAAUUCUGGAGGGGAAUUCUGUAGGAGACUUUAAGAGCACAGAUGAAAGCAUAUCCACAUACCUUUAAUGAUUAUUCCUCCAAAGCUGUUUUUCUUUCGUUUUAUUGCUAAAACAAAUAAUUUAGCUUUUUUAAUUGUCUUAUUUUAUCUUGACAUACCAUAAAGUCUAUUGUUUCUGGAUGGCACCUACCUAUAAUACAGCAACUUUUAUGGCAAGUCACGUGAUUAGAAAAGCACAAUCCAAAUCAAUGCCCCAAUGCCAACCAGUUUUUCCUUUAGAUCUACUUAAUUAUAAUCUUUUUUUUGUUCUUGUGCUGAGAUUGCACUAGGUAUAAACUUAAUAUAGAUGUAAAUGCAUAAUGAUCAGUCUUUAAAUAGCUUUCUAUGUCUAUUUUUCACAGUUGAUUGUAUGUAGUGCUACUUUGAUGAUUUGAAUUGCAACUAUGAUAGCAUUUAUCUGUUUAUAUAGAGCUUGUAAACUUUGAAAAUUUUAAGUUAAUAUCACAGGUAUCAAACACAGAUUGAAUGAAAUCAAUUCAAGUGUGAGAUCCUUUGAGUAAAAGUAUUUCCAAGAAAUUCAUUAACGUGUUUCAGUUUGUGUAGUCUCACAUAAAUACUUGAUUAUUUAUUAAAAUAAUAUUAAAUAUAAUUAUUAAAAUUCCCUGAUUAUAAUAAUUCUAGAAGUUCUUGAUUUUCUGUAUAAUUAACAUCUCCCAAUCAACAGCUUUUAUACAUAACACUUAGCACUAUGUGGUAUUUAUCGUCUUACAUAGUAACAUCAACUCUUAAUAACAACUCAAUGCAACUCAUUUUUAGUGUAUUUAUUUGUUAAAUAUAGCCAUGAAAUAAAUAAGAUAAUAUACUGUAGUUAUAAUAACUGUACAUUACUCACUACACUAUCCCAUGCAACUAGAUGAUGCAUAAACUGGAAGAUACAUCUGUCUAUUCUUCAGAGGCGGACAGAGUACACAGCUUCAGUACUUGAGUAAAAGUACAGUUACCCCUUGCUAAAUUUUACUCAAGUAAAAGUAAAAGUACUACAGUCAGAUGUCUACUUAAGUAAAAGUACAAAAGUACUUGUUUUUAAAAGUACUUGAGUAUCAAGAGUACAAGAGUAAAUUUUCUAAAUGUUGCAUUACUACUGCCACAGUGCACGUUGAACCAUGUGAGAUGAUUGACAGCUGUACAGCAAAUGAUAGAGCUCUGAGGUCAAAUCUGAUGCAAAUCAGGAAGAGGAGACACACAUCUCACUCCGUUCGCUCUUCAGAUCGCAUAAUUCAGUGGAAAAUUUAUAGAAAUGUUAUUCUGUAUGACUAAAUAUUUUACUAACAUGUGAUAAUUAAUCAUUAUUUCCCCAAAUAUGCUCACCAUUGUACUAAUAGCCCUGGCGGAUUCUGUAUAUUUUAUCUAUUUGAACACAAAUAAACCGAAGAAGAAGAGAAUAAAUGUUUUACGGAUGAUGAUUUCUAUUCAAAAUAACGAACGUUACAGAUUCAUUAUUUUGGACUCCUGGCAUAUAUUAGGAAAUUAAUGUUACUGCAAACCAGUUUAAUCAUAAACAGUGGUCAAAUGUCGAAGCUGGAGUCUUAAACCUGUCUUGUGAUGCUGAGUUUGUCCAGACCAAGUAAGAGUGUGAUGUUUUGACGAGUAAUUCAUUUUGAACAACAAUAAUCCGGCCUCACCAGUGAUUCCUGCCGCUGAAGUUUUGUUUUGGUAAACACAGCAAACACUUGAAAAGAAAACUAUCAUUAACUUGUUCAGAACAUUUAAAUAGUCUGGCGAGGUGGGGCCACGGGUUGACACAUUCCCAGGAUGGACCUGCUGUGUCUUCAUCCAUUGUUUCGUGAGUGGUUUCGUCUCUUAUCUAAAUCUGACCAUGGUGACUUUGGCGGAAAGCUGAAGGUGAUUGCUGAUAGGCUGUCCCAAUCAGUUGCGCCUGCACAAUCCAAUCACGUUUAAGAGAGGGAAACAACAAAUUGAGGGUUUCUGAGAUUUUUAUUUUUUCCUUUUUUUUAAGAAAAAGUAACGGGUACUCAUGGUUAUGGAUAGAAAUGUAGUGGAGUAAAGAGUAAAAUAUUUGCCUCUCAAAUGUACUUGAUGUAAAGUCAUGAGUACUCCAAAAAAAUGAUACUCGAGUAAAGUACAGAUCCCUCAAAAUUGUACUUAAGUACUGUACUCAAGUAAAUGUACUCCGUUACUGUCCGGCUCUGCUAUUCUUCUACUUGAAUGGGGAAAAAUAUCUUUAAAA